CAAGAAUCGUGUGAAUGAAGGGCGCAAUCAUCCUGGCGGCAGUGGCAGUGGCGCUGUGCAUGUUCGUGUCCACCGCAUCUGUUCCGGCACUCGCCCAUGACGAAGUGCCUCUACUUCCGGCUGGCUACUUUGGCUCGGCGCUGAUGGCCGCGUAUGGCGAUCACACCACCAACACAAUGACACUCGAGCAAUUCGAACACCUCGUCCAUGACCUUGGACUUUCUGAAGAGCACGACCACGACCAUGACCAUGACCAUGAGCACGAGGAGGAGGAGGAACACGACGAAGACGAGGGCAAAGAACUCUGUCCUCAUGCAGACGAAUUGGCCGCGCUUUUCGGCGUCGAUGUUGAGGGUGCUGCAACCAUCGACUCGACUCAACUUGGCCAGAUUUCGAUCGCCUUGGUCUACAUGCUCGGAUCCCAGGUCUGCGUGCAUCACAACAUUUCAGAGACGGACGUCGAGAGCAGCACCUACAGCACUCUCCUCCUUGAAAUGUUUGGCAACGGCACUGCUCUUUCUGAGGAAAACUUGGAACACCUUUUCCUGGCUGCUGGCGCAACCCAACAAGCGGAUCACGAGCAUGAACAUGAGCAUGAACAUGAGCAUGAACACGAACAUGAGGAUGAACACGAAGACGAACAUGAACACGAGCAUGAAGACGCCGUGGCGGGACCUUGCAUCUCUGUGCAUCUACUGCUUCAUGCGCUCGAGUUGGAAGAAGAGUCGUUUGCGGGCAGCAGUCUCGAAACCCUCGCGACGGCUGUCAUUUACAGGGUUGCGACGAAAGCCUGCGUGGCCCACGACGACGUGGAAACCAAGUUUGUGCCAAGCACCCAGCAGCACUUUUUGGAUGCCAUCUUUGACCACUUUGGCUAUGUUGGUGCCGAGAACAUGCCCGUUUCUGUCAUGACGACCAUUUUCGAGAAACUUGGCCUAGUUGCCGGACACGAAGAAGACGACCAUGAGCACGACCACGACCACGAGGAUGAGCACGACGAUCACGACCAUGACCACGCACGACGUGCUCUGGACGAGGAGCAACCAACGGUGCGAAGCCGUCGCAACCACGAAAUCGGGCAUGAGGAGCUCACCGGUGCCCUUGCACAAGCCGUCUUCGACCUGAAUGGCGUCGUGGGUCGGGUUGUCUUCUCUCAAGAUAGCGCCAGUCAUCCCGUGGACAUUUGGGCAACCUUCUCUGCCUUGCCGAACGCUUCGGCCGCGUACACGCUCGAGAUUCGCUCCUUCCGCGCGCUCGCCAACACUCUGCCUGCAUGCAGUGCGGCCAUGCUUGGUGGGCUGUUCCCCGAUGCAACGAGUGGUGCCCUGAUCAACACCCAUGGUGCUCUUCCAGUUGGCGCCACGAUUAACAGCUCGUACAUUGACAGCACUCUCUCGCUCGUCGAUGUUGACUUUUCUCUGGUGGGCAAGUCACUGGUGCUGGUCAACACGGAUGAUGACUCGGUGGUAGCAUGCGGAAACAUCAUGGACACGACCCCUCGCUGCUUUACCAUUGCACAGCUGCUGGACUCGUUUGGAAUCACCGAAACAAUCGCUCAAUCCCAGCUGGCACAGCUUGCGCCCGGCUUGGUUUCGAUGCUGGUCUCUGGCGCAUGCACCAACCCCGUCACUUCGCAUGCUGCUGCCGCUUCUGGUGUGACCGCCUCAGAAGCGUGGGGCUACGGCGUCCUUGCCACUUUUGUGGUGUGCUUGGUCUCGAUCAUUGGCGUCCUCUUUGUGCCUGGUAUGAAGGGCACACGGCUCGAAUCCAACUUGAUCUACCUCUUCUUUGUCGCUCUGGCGGUUGGCGUGCUCAUUGGCGAUGCCAUCUUCCAUCUGAUUCCCCAAGCGUUUGGUGUUCACUCCCACGCCGCCGGCGAGGAAGAGCACAAUCACAACCACGAGGCUGAGGAAGAAGAACACUCAUAUGACCAUCUCUGGCGUGGAUGUGUUGUCAUUAUUGGCAUCUACAUGAUGUGGAUCCUCGAGAAGGUGUUGGAAAGCAGUGGCCACGGGCACACGCACGGGGGCUCGGCGGAAGACUCCUUUGAACUGAACGGCGCCACCUCGACCAAGACUAUUGAGCUGCAGGAGGCCUCGAUGAAGCAGAACAGCAGUGAGAAGCGCCACAUUGACCAGAUUGCCUGGCUCAUCAUUAUCAGUGACUCGAUUCACAACUUUGUGGAUGGUCUUGCGAUGGGUGCAUCGUUCUAUGCCAGUCUGUCGACUGGCCUCAGCACCUCCAUUGCCGUCUUGCUGCAUGAAAUCCCGCACGAGCUCGGAGACUUUGCUAUUCUUCUCGGUGCUGGCAUGACCAUUCGGCAAGCCGUCUUCUGGAACUUGAUGUCCUCGUUGACGUGCUUCAUUGGUCUGUUUGUGGGUCUCGGCAUCGGCGAAGAUACCGAAGCUCGCCUCUGGAUUUUGUCUCUUGCCGGCGGCAUGUUCUUGUACAUUGCUCUUGUCAGCUUGUUGCCCCAGCUCAGCAAGCACAACACCCGCCUUAACUCGCCUCAGGGCCGCAAAAUGUUCCUGGUUAUCAAUCUUGGCAUCCUUAUUGGAUUGGCCAUCAUGCUUCUCAUCGGUCGCUAUGAAGAUGACAUUCAUGUUUAGAAUCUUGGUGUUUUUUUGGCUGUAAUGUUUUGAAAAAUCA
This is a messenger RNA of Capsaspora owczarzaki ATCC 30864, 2649 nucleotides long. RefSeq names its product solute carrier family 39. The coding region runs from base 15 to 2609 and encodes 864 amino acids. Gene Ontology annotation, cellular component: membrane. Gene Ontology annotation, molecular function: metal ion binding; zinc ion transmembrane transporter activity. The record is from RefSeq and is a predicted model, not a curated record. The transcript is spliced from 5 exons. Gene Ontology annotation, biological process: intracellular zinc ion homeostasis; zinc ion import across plasma membrane; superoxide metabolic process. NCBI's taxonomy places the organism in Eukaryota, Filasterea, Ministeriida, Capsasporidae.